Molecule: messenger RNA, 933 nt
Organism: Rotaria sp. Silwood2
Lineage: Eukaryota; Metazoa; Rotifera; Eurotatoria; Philodinida; Philodinidae
Source: the annotation of a GenBank genome assembly
AUGCUUAGCUGGUAUUCUAUAAGUUCAUUAGCAAAUAUAAUUGGUAAACGUCUUUUAACUAUAUUUCCACAUCCAUUUAGUGUUACACUUGUUCAACUUUUUCAUGGAUGGGUUUAUUCUGUACCAUUACUUCGUUUCAUUGGUAUACCACAAUCAACUAACUUACACUCAACACGUAUUUAUUAUAUAACUAUUUUGAUUCCUUUAGCAAUAGGAAAAUUACUUUCACAAUUAACUUCACAAAUAAGUUUACGAUUAGUAACAGUUUCAUAUACCCAUACAGUUAAAGCAUUAAUGCCAUUAUUUACAGUUAUAUUCUCGCGAAUUAUACUUCGUGAAGAACAAUCGAUAACGAUUUAUCUUUCACUAUUACCUAUUAUUACUGGUGUUAUUAUAGCUUCCAUAAGUGAAUUAUCAUUUAAUGUUAUUGGCUUAGUCAGUGCAUUACUCAGUACAUUUUUACUUGCUCUUCAAAAUAUUUAUUCCAAAAAAACACUUAAAUAUAUUAAUAUACAUCAUUUAGCACUUUUAUCUGUUCUCUCAAAAUUAUCCUGGUGUCUUCUUAUACCAUUUUGGUUUUUACUUGAUGGAUCACAUAUUGAUAUUAGACGAGAAUUAACACCAACAGUUAUAUAUUUUAUAUUAAUUGAUGGUUUAUGCAAUUUUAUUUAUAAUGUUCUUGCAUUUACCAUGAUUUCAUAUCUUUCACCACUUACGUAUGCUAUAGCAGGAAGUACAAAGCGUAUUGUUGUUAUUAUUCUGUCUAUUAUUAUUCUUCAUAAUCCUGUAACAUAUAUGAAUUUAUUUGGUAUUAGUUUAGCUUUAAUUGGUGUUAUUUUAUACAAUAAAGUAAAAUUUAAUGAAAAAAAACAACAAUUAUUAUUAUUAAAUAAGAUGUCAAUACAACCGAUAUUACAAUCACCAUUACCAUAA